This is a messenger RNA of Alternaria triticimaculans, 1296 nucleotides long. RefSeq lists its product as uncharacterized. The transcript has 4 exons. Lineage: Eukaryota; Fungi; Ascomycota; Dothideomycetes; Pleosporales; Pleosporaceae. The coding region runs from base 1 to 1296 and encodes 431 amino acids. The record is from RefSeq and is a predicted model, not a curated record.
AUGUCCAGUGUGCUUGAAGCGCGCAGGGAGGACAGCGACCAUGUGCUCGAAGAUGCCGCCCCGCCCUCGACUGGCAAGACCAAGAAGUCUGUCCGCAUUCUCUCGCCCACUACUACGAUUCCACCGCCCAUCUUUGACGACUCAGAUGCGACCUUGAACGAGCUCAUGGCCCGGCGAUCGAGCCAAGGUCAUCCUGCAAGCCCGCCGCCUCCCGUAACACCCGCCGGCUUUGUCAACAACUCUGUCACAGCGGGUGAAGCCAAUGCCCAAGUUGUCGGGAAAGACGCCAUGGCAAUAUCGGACGCGUCCCCAAGCCCGAGACCAACCUUCGGCGAGCCUCAUGCGACGCAAUCGCUGGGUCACGUACCGGCGAAUCCAUUCUCGAGAACACUGGCCUCGUUAGAAACCCAAGACAAGGAGAGCGAGGAGGAGCGGACGAACACGGGAAGACCGAUGCUAGGCAACAGCAGAGCUUCCUUGGAUGUAGAGAGCUUCAAGAAUCUACUCCUGACCGGAAAAGCUACUCCGCGACCAUCCGGUCCGCCUCAGCAGUCUACGAGCGCAUCACAACCCGUCGCAGGCGCGCAGUUUGAGACCAGUAGUAGCACCGACACCUCCUCAGUCUCACGGCAAUCGCUAUUCGAGCCCAUACAAGAAUCCCACGCUGAUUCACCACGUACAUCGGUCGAUAUGGCCGACUCGGACGAGGACGAGAGCAUGGGGCUAGUCUCCGAGGUGAAGAAGGGCAAGAAGAAGCCCCCACCUGCCCCCAAGCAUCGACACGGAAAGCUCGUUACGCAGAGACAGCCACAGACAGUGUCCUUCGAGAGCUUUGCAGCGACAGAGCCAACACCACCGCCGGCUAUUAGACGAACCGACAGUUCGGACACAAACAAACCGCUCCCUCCAACUCCCGUUGCUGCGCCGCAGUCAUCCCAUAUCAGCACGCAAGAUACCACCCCGCUACAAUCCCAACCAACCCCACCAGCACAAGACCUGCCUUCACCGCCUUCGGAAGGCACAAAUAGACAAAAGAAGGCACCUCCGCCCGUGCCAUUGGCCCCCAGCGAAAGCUCAUUGAGAAGGGAAUACGCACCUGCAGACGAGAAAGGUGGGAACGAAUAUGCUUUAUACUCGCCAAUGGAAGAGAGCGAGAAGAAGCUGGGUCUCGAUGAAAAUCUGACUGGUGGGAAGGAGGGCGAGGGAAGGAGCGACUCAAGUAACAUCCUCGACGAUAUGGAAAAGUUCCAACGCGAGAUCGACGAGUUGAGGACGAAGUAUAAACAAACGGGAUAG